Molecule: messenger RNA, 279 nt
Organism: Colletotrichum lupini
Lineage: Eukaryota; Fungi; Ascomycota; Sordariomycetes; Glomerellales; Glomerellaceae
Exons: 3
Coding region: 1-279 (92 amino acids)
Source: RefSeq, a predicted model, not a curated record
AUGUCCUACUCCGAAAAGACUGCCAGCUCCAAGAAUCAAGUCUUUUGGCUUUGUGCACCUCGUUUCUUCACCAAACCUGCUCCGGUCCCCAAGAGCACCCGCAUCCCAUUGAAAAAAACUCGAAUCCUCAACUCCGAUACAAUCCCGCCGUGGGGUCCCCGGCUCGUUGACAGCUCCAGAUGCCGCCCUCAACAAGAAAAUUUUGCCCAUGUCGCGAUGAGCGCCAUGCAGCGCGCGCACACAAACGGUAGCCGUCGAGAGCCGAGACUCCAUCCGUGA